AUGUCGGAGAAACUCAAGGAUGCUAUUCCCAUCUUCUGUAACACCAGUAUCCCGAGACAGAUACUGGAAGAAUUCGUCACGCUGAGCCAUGGUGUGCCGGAUGUAGAGGAUGUCGAAGGCCUGGCUGUUCUCGUCGAUACACAAGACGUAUCUCAAAUCACCAGCUACAUCUCCGCACCCAUUUCUGAGGACCUCUCAACGCCGUUCCUAGACUGGAGCGCGGAAGACAUUAUCAGAUGGGCAGCGCAGCACCUGGAUCGCCAGAGAGACGGUAUCGUCCCCUACGAGCUCGUCAUCUUGGAUCAGCAGACGUUGAAGGACAAGACCUGCCUCUUGGUAACAACAAAAGAUGGUGAACUCUCACGUAAUCCCGGGAAUCCUGCACGUAUCAUGGUCAGGUCGGACUUUAAAUCUGCGUUGGCCACGCUCAAUGUCAAGGUUCAGUUUUGUGGCGGUGACGGCCAUUUUGAGACAACGGCAUCGGAUGGUGUUAUCCGACAUUAUGACGAUUAA
Molecule: messenger RNA, 513 nt
Organism: Alternaria burnsii
Lineage: Eukaryota; Fungi; Ascomycota; Dothideomycetes; Pleosporales; Pleosporaceae
Exons: 3
Coding region: 1-513 (170 amino acids)
Source: RefSeq, a predicted model, not a curated record